This is a messenger RNA of Racocetra persica, 3230 nucleotides long. The record is from the annotation of a GenBank genome assembly. Lineage: Eukaryota; Fungi; Glomeromycota; Glomeromycetes; Diversisporales; Gigasporaceae.
CAUCAACUAGUCAAAAUGAAGACACUAAUAUCGAAGACAAAAUUGGAGAGAAAUCUGAAAACAAAGACAAAGAGUGCAUUACAAAAUAUUUUGCAAUCAGUCCGGAAGGAGACUUUGUUGUUGAAUUUGAAGUAAAAGGAGAAUUCAAAUUACAAGUAUAUCUUAUUGAAUCAGAUGGUGAUUUAAUUACAGAAAAUGACAAAAAAUUGCCACACAAGAAGCUUACUCCUAUUCCUACCAAAUUUGAAUCUGCUGGUAAACCACCGCUAAACUCAUUUAAAAAUUUUAAAAAGGCUAGGUGGUCUAUUGCAGUGUCAGACAAAUUAACUAACACAUCGGAGAGAUUAUUAGCAAUAUCUUGUAGCGGCUUUAGGGACAUGGUGCGUUAUAACGACGGCUCUAGCACCGUGAUGCCGAAAGAAAUUCCUAAAAAUGGACACACCUCAGAAUUUAUUAUUAACCAAAUUAACGAUAAUUAUUCAGUUAGUUUUAUUGAUUAUACGAUUAAAGAUGGUGGAAUAGUCAAAUUAUUCCCUAAACAAGACCAUAUAAUUAAUCAAAUGACCGAAAAAGAUAAACAAACAAUAAAAGAAAGCAGUAAAAAUGUUGAUGAACACUUUUUGAUUCUCUUAAAAAUUUCAGGGAUCUACAAGUAUCAUAUCGAUAUGAAUAAAUCUAUUAGUAACAUACAAAAAUUAAAAUAUCCAAGAAGACUAUACAAAGUCAUGAUUAAUAAUAUACUUUUUUUUGAGCGUUCAUAUAACCUUUUUGUUGAGCGUGCAUAUAACUUUACAUACGAAUAUAUUAAACUCUGCUUAAAUAGGCAUUAUUUUUUGGUUGAUACUAUGGACAUUAACUACAUAGAACUUUAUGAUUUAAGGACAAACCAAUUAGUAAAUACUUUUCAAAGACAAAUUUUAAUAAAAUCGAUCUUGGUUGAUAUUCCUACUUCAUAUGCAAUAUCAAAAAAUAGCAAAUUAUUAGCAUAUGUAUCCUCAUCCAUUAAAGGGAUCAUAAAAUAUUCGAUUGAAUGUAGUCUUAAAAUAGCAGAGCUUGCAAAUAUUGUAGAUCUAAAAAGAUAUGAUGAUCAAAUAUUUAUUAAUUUUUUUUACAAUGACGAGAUAUUAUUUAUAUAUUAUUUAAAAGAUGAAUGGACAGUCUGGAAUAUUUUCGGUUCAUUACGAGAUUCUGUUAAAUUAAAGAAUCCAAGAUUUAUUUUGGAACUUCCACAAGAGGAACAAGGUGAUAUUUAUGACUUUUAUAAAGUAGAAAAAUCAAAUUCAUUCAUAUUUGUUAAUGAAGCCAUAUUUGUUAAUGAGGGUAACAAUCUGGCUAUUUAUGAUAAUUUGAUCAUAGAAACGUAUUUGAAACUUUUAACAAAAAAUGAACAAGAUUGGAAUCAACCAAAAGAAUUUUGGUGGUUUAAACAUGAUAAUAAGAUCCGAAAUCUUCGCGAUGAAGAAUCAGAAUUAGAUGAAUAUUAUCAUAUGCUUGAACCCUGGUGGCCACAAAGAAUGUCGUCAUUGUUGUCAAAAGAUUUGGGACGUUCGCAAUAUUCGUUCGUUCUUGAUGAAAAAAAAGAAAAAUUGCUAUUAAUUGGAAACCAUUCAAUUCAAGUUUGUUUUGUGUUGGACUUAGAAAAAUGGGGACAUAAAAUAAUACAAUUUGAACAGUUUCUUUAUGAGGAUCAAAAAUUAAAAUUCAAUAUCAUCAUAAAACAAACACGAAAGAUAAUAUUAAGGUUUAUUAGAUUGCAUUCAACUGCUUGGCGGCUGUUAGAUUUUCGCUUUGGUUUAAUGAAUAUUCUUAUUGAAACGGGGGAUUAUGAGCUUGUAAAUGACAUUUUAUCUUUUGGAAAAUCGAUUCAUAUACCUCAAAAUUUUUCUUGGUCAGGUGAAAACAAUACUAUUCGUACUGCAUUUUCAGAAUAUUAUUCUAAUAACGCACUUGAAAAUAUUGGAUGGAUGAAUACAGUUGUCGAUAUCAUACCAGAAUUAUAUGAGAGUUAUGAAAAAAAGAGCGAAAAAAGAAAAGGCGUCAUACAGAAAUUAUUUAAUAAUAAAAGGAAUGGAAAAGAAAAAGAUGAUAAUAUUUAUGAGGAUGUAAUGGAUUCUAAAUCUGAAUCUUACGCAUAUCAUGUUCAAAAAUUAUUUUGUAAUCCUUGUUUUUGUAACAAGCCACUGGAUUUAUUAACUUUCGAAUUUCUUAAAAUUUCUCCAUCAAAGUUAAAUGAUUUAUUAAAAGUUUUUAUACCUAUAACACAGUUGAUUCCACAUGAUUCCGAGUUGGAUUUACAAGAAAUCGAUUAUGAUAAAAUUGAUAAUAUUCGAAUGGUUCCUUUAACAGAUUUCACAACAACGAGAGGAUCAUUAUCAUAUGAAAGAGAAAGCAAACUUAAACGUUUUCUAAAACUUUUAAUUUUUCCUAGCCAAUAUAUAUCUUAUGAGGAUUUUAAAGAGGAGGAUUGCAGUCCCUUUAUUAGACUCAUUACGGAACUCAUAAAAAAGGAUGAAUUUGAGAUUUUAUGUGAAAACCCAUCUAUGGGAGCUGUCAUGAAUUGGAUGUGUCAAUCUCCGACAACGUAUGAAAUUACUAAUGGAAAUGCAGUUUAUACUAUGACCGGAGAGGUAUCAGAUAAUCCAUUUUCAAGUAUUAUUGGUGCUAUACUUGCAGUAUAUGAUUGGUCAUCAAUUUCAUUAGAUACAUGGAAUUUUUGGCCACUUACUAUAAUUAGUGUAAUUGGCAGUUUUUUUUUUGUGAUGAUAAUGCAAAAUUUAAUAAUUUCAUUCAUGAGCGACGCUUUUUCUGAUGCAUCCAAAGAUAGUAAACGUUUUGUAUACGGUUUUCAAGUUGACUUGAUUCGUGAUUUUGCUCUUCUUAAAAGGUCAUUAGAAUUUAAUUACUUAGAUUCCAAAUUUAAGGAUAAACUAAGAGCAAAAUAUAUCUGCUUUUAUGAUGAUCCAUCUAUUACGAAGUCAUGGAAUAAAAAAUCAGAAAAAAUGAAAAUCAAACCAUACCCUAAAAUGCCGAAGUUGCGUAAGAGAGAAUUUAAAUCUUGGACAGUUGAAAAGUGUGAGUUUAUUUGGAAAAAAGAGGAAAAAGAUAAAGUGGCCUUAAAGUUAACUGAAGAAGAAAUCGAAGAAAGUAAAGAUCAAGAGUAUCGGAACUUUGAAGAUUUAGAAAUACAGAAAGAUACGGAAUCAUUUCCAUACUCUCUUAUUAACCAGUAG